This is a messenger RNA of Tarenaya hassleriana, 1498 nucleotides long. RefSeq names its product aspartic proteinase PCS1-like. Bases 67 to 1374 code for a protein of 435 amino acids. Gene Ontology annotation, molecular function: aspartic-type endopeptidase activity. Gene Ontology annotation, biological process: proteolysis. The record is from RefSeq and is a predicted model, not a curated record. NCBI's taxonomy places the organism in Eukaryota, Viridiplantae, Streptophyta, Magnoliopsida, Brassicales, Cleomaceae. The transcript has a single exon.
AAAGGGAAAUCAAUCGCUAUAUAACAAAGACGUAAGCACGUAACAAAGACUAAACUACGCAAAACCAUGGUGGGUUCAUCGUCUCCUGCAACUAUUAUUCUCCAAAUCUCGAUUUUCCUUUUCACUUUCCCUCCAACUUUCUGCAACUUUCUUCCCAGCCAAACACUUGUUUUCCCUCUCCAAACCCAGAAUUUCCCUCACCGUCUCUCUGCUGCUUCAUCUUCUUCAGACAAGCUCUCGUUCCAACACAAUGUCUCCCUCACUGUCUCCCUCGCCGCCGGCUCCCCCCCCUCCAUGGUUCUCGACACCGGAAGCGAGCUCUCAUGGCUUCACUGCAAAAAAGCUCCCAACUUGAGAUCCGUUUUCGACCCGGCUCGGUCCUCUUCGUAUUUACCCGUCCCUUGUUCUCGACCCGAUUGCGCGACCCGGACCCGGGAUUUACACAUACCCCCUUCGUGCGACCCAAAGACCAAGCUCUGCCACGUGGCGAUCUCCUACGCCGACGCCUCCUCCAUCGAAGGCAACCUCGCUCGCGAUACGUUCGUAAUCGGGUCCAAGACCCGACCCGGUACGCUGUUCGGGUGCAUGGACUCCGGUUCUAGCUCCACUUCAGAGGAGGACGGGAAAACCACCGGUUUAAUGGGCAUGAACCGGGGCGCGUUGUCGUUCGUUAACCAGAUGGGUCUCUCCAGAUUCUCGUACUGCAUCUCGGGCCUCGACUCGACCGGUGUUUUGAUUCUCGGCGACGCGAGAUUCUCGUGGCUCGGGUCUCUGAAGUACACGCCUCUGGUUCUGGAGACGAGGCCGUUGCCGUACUUCGACCGGGUCGCGUACACGGUCCGAUUGGAAGGAAUCCGGGUCGGGUCGAAAUUGCUUCCUCUACCGAAAUCGGCAUUCGUACCCGAUCAUACCGGGGCCGGUCAGACGAUGGUCGACUCCGGUACACAGUUCACGUUCCUGCUCGGACCGGUUUACACUGCCCUGAGAACCGAAUUUCUCAAACAAACCGAAGGAGUCCUGAGAGUGGUGGACGACCCGAACUUCGUGUUCCAAGGGGCCAUGGACCUCUGCUACCGGGUGGAGUCGGGUCAACCCGAUUACAAAUCGCUGCCCGACGUGAAUUUGAUAUUCAACGGGGCGGAGAUGAGGGUGUCGGGUCAAAAGCUGCUGUACCGGGUAAACGGGUCGGGAGGGAAUAAUCAGGUGUACUGCUUCACAUUUGGGAACUCUGAUCUACUGGGAAUGGAAGCGUUUGUGAUUGGUCAUCAUCACCAACAGAAUCUGUGGAUGGAAUAUGACUUGGCGAAUUCAAGGGUUGGAUUUGCUGAGGUCAAGUGUGAUCUUGCAAGUCAACGGCUCCUGUCGCGAGUUUAGAUUCCGCCUUACGUAAAUAUACUUUUUUUUUUAAUUAUUUAACUUUGAAUUUCUAUAUAUUAGAUUAAAAGUAGGAUGUCCUAAAAGUUGUCGUAUUUUGAUACAUAGGAUUUUUUAUGUCUUA